Molecule: messenger RNA, 2707 nt
Organism: Aspergillus neoniger CBS 115656
Lineage: Eukaryota; Fungi; Ascomycota; Eurotiomycetes; Eurotiales; Aspergillaceae
Product: putative DNA repair protein Rad4
Exons: 3
Coding region: 56-2707 (883 amino acids)
Biological process (GO): mismatch repair; nucleotide-excision repair
Cellular component (GO): nucleotide-excision repair factor 2 complex; XPC complex; nucleus
Molecular function (GO): single-stranded DNA binding; damaged DNA binding
Source: RefSeq, a predicted model, not a curated record
GAAUGCUUGAGGCAUAUGCUGAUAUUGAAUCUUGUUACCUUGCGUCUGACCCUCUAUGAUGGCGAGUCGUGGGCCCACUACCCGCCCCAGAAGAGCCGGAGCUGCUUCGAACCAUUCGCGGCGGCAGCGAGAAGACCAAGAUCAUGAGAUUCCAGAGAUCUACCAGGAGAUGUUGGCGGAGGCUGAAGCUAGAGAGUCCUCCAGGCCAGAUGAUACCCGACUACCCAAAAGAAGGAGGCUUACCCGCCCCAAUCCCGUAUCCGCACCAUGGCCUUUACAUCAAAAUGGUGCUAGUACUCCAGAUGCCAGCUAUUCUACAGAACAACCUGUCCAAACGGUGUAUGAUUCGCCAUCAUCAUCCGAAGAAUCAGGUAUGGAAUGGGAAGAAGUUGAUAUUCAGCAAGCUCCACAUACAAUUCAUGCGGACGAUACCUCGAUUCAGGUCACCCUGGGUCUGCCCGAGGAUCAGAAGCGCAAGGUAGUUACCAAGCGAAGGGGGAUCACCGCUGCCGAAAAGCAGUUGCGAUUAAGCAUCCAUAAAGUUCAUCUACUUUGCCUCCUACGCCAUGUGCAGAUACGCAAUCUCUGGUGCAACGAUGAGGAAUUACAGGAAUCCAUAAUAAGUGAUGCCGAGGUCUUCCUCUCGAGGAAGGAUUUUGUGAAACAAGCACGAACAAUGCAAGGUUCUCGUGAUUUUGGCGCCCAGUUAUUCUGUGCUUUGUUACGGUCCGUGGGCGUCGAAGCAAGACUCGUCUGCUCAUUGCAGCCAUUACCAUUUCGAGAUAAAACCAAGGAUGCGGCACCACCUGCUCCGGUGUCUGAAUCUUCAGAAAGGUUUACCCAACCAACUGCUGAGGAAUCGCAAACGUCACAACGGUCCACUGUGAAAAGAUUAGCCCGGCCACGCUUCACACCAGCCAGACGCCCCGGGACUCCUUCUCAAAGUUCCCCCCGGCCCAUCCGUGAAUCAUCACACCCGGUAUUCUGGAUUGAAGCGUUUAACGAAGCAGUAAAUAAAUGGAUACCUGUCGAUGCCUUGGUUACCAAGUCUAUGGCAAAGCCUUCUAAAUUCGAGCCUCCAGCAAACGAUCCUUACAAUCUUCUGAGCUAUGUGGUGGCAUUUGAGGAUGAUGCCUCUGUUAGAGAUGUCACCAGGCGCUAUGCGAAAGCCUUUAACGCCAAAACUCACAAACUUCGAAUUGAAUGCGUGGGGAACCAUGUUAACUGGUGGAACAGAGUGUUGCGGUUCUAUGAAAAGCCAUUUUUGGAAGACCGGGACCAACUGGAAAUUAGUGAGCUUACUUCCAAGAAAGCGGCUGAACCAAUGCCCCGGAAUAUCCAAGACUUCAAGGACCACCCGGUCUAUGCUCUUGAAAGGCACCUUCGGCGACAUGAGGUUGUCUUUCCUAAACGGAUCAUCGGGCAGGUUAGCCUGGGUAAAUCAGCGUCGAAGAAUCAGGUCUUGGAGCCCGUAUAUCGCCGAUCCGAUGUACACGCUCUACGUAGUGCAGAUCGCUGGUAUCGCCUGGGUCGCGACAUUAAGACAGGCGAGCAACCGUUGAAGCGCGUCACCUCAAGGAAGCCACAGAUGGGGAGGCUCAGUAACGAGGACGAUAACUCCGUCUCCGACACACCUCUGUACGCUUAUUAUCAGACACAAGUGUAUCAGCCCCCGCCAGUAGUUGGAGGGAGAAUACCCAAGAAUAUCUAUGGGAACCUGGAUGUCUAUGUACCCAGCAUGGUGCCUCCAGGCGGUGUGCAUAUCGCUCAUCCCGAUGCCCGUCAAGCUGCUAAAAUCCUUGCAAUUGACUAUGCAGAUGCUGUCACCGGUUUCAGCUUCAAGGGGCGCCAUGGGACCGCGAUCAUGCAGGGGAUUGUCGUUGCCACUGAGUAUCGAGAAGCACUUGAAGAAGUGCUAAACUGUCUGGAGGGAGAAAAGUUGCAGGCUGAAUUAGAUAGGAAGUCUGCUGAAACACUGCAGGCUUGGAAGCAUCUGCUGCUGAAACUGCGCAUUGCAGAGAGAGUCAAAGGCUAUGCAGUAGAAGGUGAACGUGAGGCAGGUGAGCCGGGAAGGAUCGGAAACGUGAAGGAAUCCGAGGACCCGGAAGAGUCAGGCGGCGGCUUUAUUCCGGAGUCGGAGCAAGAGAUGAACAGUCCGGCUUCUGUAAUGGACUGGAUUGGCCCCUCUCGAGAUGAAACAUCAGGACCUACAGGCACUACAGGCAGAGACAUGUCUCUUUCGGCUACAGAGACGGAUAUGCUUGGUGGAGGCUUCAUUCCUGAAGCAAGCGUGGACCAAGUGUCUUCACCUCAGCCAAAUAGUAACGUCACAGAAUUGCAAAGGAAUCGCUCGGUCCUCCCUCAAUAUGACCUGGUUGUCACUCCAAAGCUUGAAUCUGCAGGCCAGACAGCCCCGAUCCAAGACUUCAUGAGUAAUGAAUCGGGACUGUUGUCUGACAGGACGAAAGAGGACUUGGGGCAUAUCACACAGCAUAUUGCUCCUCAGAACUCCGAGGCCGCCAUCAUCAGAUCCACUACAGCAAUUUCGGGCACCACACAUCCUCAGAUCGCUGUACAAGCAGAUGAUUCCCGCUCUCCGACCCCGAGCAUCACCAGCCAAGAAACGCACAGCGACGAAGAGACCUCUUUACUAUCGCAAGACCCAGAAGAUGAUGACGCCAUCCCGGAGUGGUUGAUGUCCGAUUAA